This is a messenger RNA of Sitophilus oryzae (rice weevil), 624 nucleotides long. RefSeq lists its product as uncharacterized. The record is from RefSeq and is a predicted model, not a curated record. Lineage: Eukaryota; Metazoa; Arthropoda; Insecta; Coleoptera; Curculionidae. The transcript is spliced from 2 exons. Bases 45 to 572 code for a protein of 175 amino acids.
CGUUCAAAAAAUUGACAUGAGUCUAUAGGUACCCUAACGUUAUUAUGGCAAAUUCACAAAUAUAUUUGCUUUUUGUAUUUUACUUCAACUGGGUCUUUAGCGAAGAUCUUUUGGAGAGUCCUCUGUUUGAACAAAGACCCGGUUCCAAAUCUUUGGAGGAAAUACGAAACGACUUAAAACUUCUAAGUCAAAAAGAACCGAAUAACGAGGGUGUUAAAAAUUGUGAUACAGUUAAAGAUAAAAACGGGCAUUCGAAUCUCGCCUAUAUUAGAAAUGUUUUGUCGAAAUUUCUCAGCACCUUGCAGAAAUCGAAUAAAAGGAGGAAAAAGUCUGCGAAUGCUAAACAAAAACAAGAACCAAAACAUAAUGGAAAAAAAGACAAUAAAGAAACAAAUUGGCACAAAUGGACUGAAUGGUCACCUUGCAGUGUAACUUGUGGCAAAGGCCGCCUAAUUCGUUGGAGACAUUGCAGGUCAAACUGCAAAGAAGCUGAAACUGAAAUGGAAGAAAUGUCCUGCCAGUUACCCGAGUGUCCCAGGUCACUAUUCGGUGUGAUAAAACUAAAUAAGUGAAAUAUUACUUAAUUAUACAUCCUAUUCUAUUUAAAUAAAACUAUAAAAGGUC